UAGACCUUUUGCUCUUAUCACACAGCUCUCAAGAGAGACGCCAGAGACUUGUGCCACCAUGAUGUCUGCCGAAGGAGAAGAUGAAGCCCCUCUGGAGGCCUAUGAGGAAGGCAAUGUGCCAGAGGACCGAGAACAAUCAGGAGAGGACGCGGUGGAGCCGAACGCGGACGAGGUGAGCAAUACCUUACGACAGCAAGCCGCCGGAGGAUAUGUGGCCGAUCGCCCAGACAUGCGGAAUGCCGAUGAUGACAGCAAGGAGUUUGCAGUGAAGAUCCAAAAGCUUCCUGGGAUGAAGUUGGGCCUGGAGUGUGUUCAGUUCGAAGGGGAGUUGGUGGUCCAAGGCAUUGCCGAAGGCAUGGUCACCGAAGAGUGGAACACCAAGAAUCCCUUCCAGGCCAUCCAGGUGGGUGAUGUGGUCCGCCAAGUGAAUCAGCUAAGAGGUGACUCCAAGAAGAUGCUCUCAGAGUUGAGGAACGCCCUGGUCCUGAGCCUGAAAUUGGAGCAUUGCUCCCGAGAGAUCCCUGACAUCGAGGAGCCGAAGUUCCCGUCCUGGAGGAGGACCGGCGGUGCGCUGCUGCGAUUUCAUCAACGUUUGGAGCUGGAGGCGGCGCUGAUGGAUCAAGCCUGCGCCAUCGCGGCCAUCUCCAGGAGACACGAGCGGGCAGAUUUGGAGCCAAAGGUUUGGGAGGCGGCCUCAGCAUGGAACCUUGAGAGCUUUAUGUUCUUCGAGGAAGUGCCCUUCUUGGCAGCUUUUGGGUACAUGGCAAAGGACAAGACCACUUGGGAAGAGGGGAAGAAGGUGCCCACCUUGACCUUGAAUUUGGACGAGCACUUUGAACAGGCCGGCUGCACGUGGUAUAUCAUCAAGCCCAUCUCCUCAGACCAAUUUGUCAGAUUUUGCAAGAUGGUUACUAGGUGUUCACUAUACAUAGGAUAUAGGAUCUUCCAAGAAGACGGAAACAUGUUCAUCAUGUUUGCCAUGAUCUUCCUGAUGUUUGCCUUGUUUGGAUCGUCCGACUGGGUGGACCGGAUGGCACCGCCUAGGUGCUGUUUGGAAGUGCCUGGAGACAGCGAGGCAGAAAGUCUCACUUGGGAGGCUCCUCGGAGGUUGCACCACUUGAGGAUGGAGUUGCAUGACCGGAUGAAGUACUACAUGGAGGAAGCCUUCUACGCCCGCGUCUUCAACGAGACGCCCUUUGCGAGGCAUAUGGGCCUUCCCGGAACCACGGCUCGACUAAAGGCUUGGCUGACCACGCUUUCGAAUGCCAUCAACAAGCAGGAGGUGCCCCCGAUGGCCGCCGCGAUCACUCUGCUCUUCCUGCACACGCCCUUGCCUUCAGAUGAGCAAGAAGCUCCAGCUCCAUUACCAGAUCCUGUGAAACCGCCCAGGCCGAGUCUGGUGAUGGCCAUCUGAAGUGACAACAAGGAGCGCUAUUAGGGGCGCUCCUGGCCUUACUACUAGGAGCAAGAGGGCGCUACUAGGAGCAAAGGGCAUCGCAUCUCAUGCAUGGCGGCUUUGGCUCACAAGGUUUGAACAAGUCAAAUGAUGGCAGUGCUGAACCAUUCUUCCC
Durusdinium trenchii is the source of this 1571-nucleotide messenger RNA. The record is from the annotation of a GenBank genome assembly. NCBI's taxonomy places the organism in Eukaryota, Dinophyceae, Suessiales, Symbiodiniaceae.